This is a messenger RNA of Stylophora pistillata, 3324 nucleotides long. Its product is annotated as tRNA pseudouridine(38/39) synthase. Gene Ontology annotation, molecular function: RNA binding; pseudouridine synthase activity. Gene Ontology annotation, cellular component: cytoplasm; nucleus. Gene Ontology annotation, biological process: tRNA pseudouridine synthesis; mRNA pseudouridine synthesis. NCBI's taxonomy places the organism in Eukaryota, Metazoa, Cnidaria, Anthozoa, Scleractinia, Pocilloporidae. The record is from RefSeq and is a predicted model, not a curated record.
AGCAAGAUUGAGAUGGACUGUGGCGAGCACGUUGUGUUGGAUGAGACAGCCGAGUUACAAUUCCUUUCAAGGGAAGACCUCAUCCAAAGGGUGGUCAAGCUUACAACAGAGAAGGAAGAAAUACUUUUGAAGCUUCAUGGAAGCUCUUUAGUAGAACAGAAACCAGAUACGAAGAACGCAUUUGUAAAGGAUUAUAAAAAUUCGGCAGAUCAUGGGAAAAACUUCAAGAAAUCGAAGGCAAGCACUGGAAAUACCAGCGAACAAAAACCAUUUGAUUUUUCUCGCUAUCAUAAACGACACGUAGCUCUAAAAAUAGCUUAUCUUGGAUGGGACUUUCAUGGCUUUGCUAGUCAAGAGAGCACAGAAAACACAAUCGAAGGUCACCUUUUUGCCGCUCUAUUGAAAGCUUGUCUGGUAGUAAACAGAGCUAGCAGCAAUUACGCCAGAUGUGGAAGGACGGAUAAGGGAGUAAGUGCCUUUUCACAGGUUGUAUCACUUGAUGUACGCUCCAAUCUGGCUGAAGGUCUUGGUGUCAUUGUUAGUGGGGACACAGAAAAAGUACAACAAAGGAUUGAGACAGCUAAAGAGAUGUCAGAAAUCUCCUAUGCUCAUGUUCUAAACAAGCUCCUUCCACCAGAAAUCAGGAUUAUUGCCUGGAUGCCAGUGGAACAAGAAUUUGAUGCAAGAUUCAGUUGCUUGCACAGGACAUAUAAAUACUUCUUCCCUGCAGCAAAUCUUGAUAUAGAAAUCAUGAAUUGUGCAGCUCAGAAGUUUGUGGGAAAGCAUGACUUUAGAAAUUUUUGUAAAAUGGAUGUUGCAAGUGGUGUUUUAACUUUUGAAAGAGAGCUUCUGUCAGUUACAGUUGAAAAGAAUGACUCAGACAACUGCAGUGGCUAUGAAAUGUGCCAAAUAACAAUUUGUGGGUCAGCAUUUCUGUGGCAUCAAGUACGCUGUAUGGUAGCUGUACUUUUAAUGAUUGGUCAGAAUCUAGAAAAUAAGGAAGUUAUUGACUGGAUGCUUGACAUCAAACAGUGUCCUAGUAGACCACAAUACAAUAUGGCCUCAGAAGUACCUCUUGUGUUGUAUGACUGUUGUUAUGAACAAAUGUCAUGGAAACAUGAAUGUGGGACUUUAGAAGCUUUAUUGAAAGACUUUCAGACAUUGUGGACAAGACAAGCCAUUAAAACAACAAUACUUAGUAAGUUCACUGAAAAGUUAGAUGAUGCAGCUGUGAUCAAAUGUGAUGACAGAAGUAGCGUUGGUGGUGUGUGUGACAGGAGUAACAUUGCUGGUGAGCGUGACCGUGACAAGAUUGUUCUAUGGCGUGACAUGAGACAACCUCAAUUCCAUCAGUUGAUGUCAUUGGUCCCCUUCCAAAUAAAGAACAAAGCUCACACACCACUAAACAAAAGAGCCAGGCAUGAAAGUUUUGAAUCCAAAUUGGAGGUCGUUAAUGCAAAGCGAAGAAAAGCUGGCAAAGAGGAAUUUACAGAAAACGCAAGUGAGUUAACAAUUAUGGAAUAAACAGUGUGUUCCAUAUGUGCUAUCAUGGUAAUAAGCUGGAAACAUUGGAUUGUAUACAUAUCGACUAUAGUUUAAGGUUAGAAAAAAAGGAUCCCACGUUCACGUUGUGUGUUUUUAGAAGCCAUAACUAUAGAUUUAUUUAUUUAAAAACUGUGUUGGUUUGUGAAAAACACUGUGAUUGUUCUUCCAGGAACUUGUCAUGAGCAAGGUACCAGUACAACCAACAGAUAGAUACUUUUAAUGUGAAAAAUUUCUUUUAUUUGUCCUGUCGGCAUUUAUCAGUGUGAUUAGUGAAUAGUGUUGUUAUUUGUGACCUGUCAUCGCCCGAUCUUGUAAUGAUUUCUGUGGAUUUUUAAUUUGUUGUAGUAGAAGUCACAAUUAUCCCCAGAAUAUAACGAUAAUCGGUGGUAUUUAACGAUUUCUUACUAACGGAGAUUUGAUGCUGCAUUUCUUGAAUUUUAAAGGUCAAAACGUAGAUUGGUGCGUAUCGCUAUGAUGUACACGUGUACAGAUUUCUAACACUAGUUAGUUAGAUAGUAAUGACUAUAGACGGUGUUGUUGUAGGUUUUUUUUUUUUUUACGCAAAUGAGGCUGUGUGAGCAAUAUUUUGGCACUUUGCAUACCGAAGAUUCUGCUAAGAAACGACAUUUUAACGGCAAAACUUUCGCAAUACUUUGCUGUGCAGGUGUUUCCGGAAGCACAAAAGAAAAAAAAAGGUACAAUGACCAUUGUUAAAGUACUUGACACUAAGUAAAUACAAUAUUCUACAAUUACAUUAAUAUUUUGGGGCGUACAUUUGAUUUCACCGAUUUGCAAAAGAAAACCGACAUUGCAGUUCCCUUUUUCCCUAAACACAAAUCAGUGAUGGAUUUUGCUGAAUUUAAGGUGCUUUGUUUUCAUUAAAAAAAUUCUUUUUUAAAUGUCAGAAAUGUUCCGUGCAAUAGGUUCUGUUGUUUUAUCAUAUUUAACAUUGGAAUGAACAAAUCCUGGAAUAUUUAGGUAAAUUUGCUGCCUUUAUUGGUGCAAAGUUAUCUUCCACCUGUCUGUUCCUUUUGUCUAAAAGAAAACAGAACAAUUCAGUUCUAAAAUAAAAGAAAAACUCAAUAAACAUAAGCGCGGGUAUCAAAUCAUUAGUCAAUGUUCUCGAAAAGCUCCACAGGCAAUCAGCACUAUAAUACCUUUUCUCUCCUAUUUACACGAAAAUGAAGGAAGUUUUUUACUGAUUAAAUAAAACGUCCUAAACUAUUUGAAGCUGUAACAAAGUUGAAUGGAGUUUUUGCCUUGUUGCUUUUAGCCGUGUCACGGUUUAGUGGAUUCCAAUGUUAACUUACCGGGGCCUUUGAUCCAAAUAAAAUCUUUGGAAAAUCCGCUCUCAUAAAGGUGAUAGGUCUACUUGAACAAUUUUUAACCACAUGGAGCGGUUAAUGGGUGAGGGAAAUUAUUUUAUUCAAUACCUGACCAUAAGCGUAAUGCCAUCGUUCUUCGUCGAAAUCUCAUCCGGUUUUUGCCAAUAAAGUAUUAAGAUUGUUCAGGCUUUGCGAUCACUCUGUUUACCGACUUAGAUACAACAGAGGUAAUUUCCUUACAGCACUAGCAAGGAAUAGUCUUUAUCGAACAGAAAGGAAAAUGUUUAAUGUUUUGCCUAAUGCUCUCAUACCAAUGUGCUUUCAUAACCUUGAUUUUAAUCAGUAGCCUUUAAAAUACCUUGACAGCUGGCUAGAACAACACCAUUCAGUUUACGCGUAGCUGUUGUUAUGGUCAUCAGGUAGGAAAAGCCAAUAAACUCUCAAUGUGGCUUCA